This is a messenger RNA of Xenopus tropicalis (tropical clawed frog), 1868 nucleotides long. Lineage: Eukaryota; Metazoa; Chordata; Amphibia; Anura; Pipidae. The record is from RefSeq and is a predicted model, not a curated record.
CAGCAGAUGAGGGGUUAAUUCUCUUUUUGCCCCAGGCCAUACCCCCAUAACAUGGAGUUACAUUUUUAUUAUGUAUCAUCAGACCAGGACCGACCCCUUAGCACAGGGAAUCGCUUGAGGUGAGAGAUCUUACUCCAGACUCCUGGGUGACUGAAUGGUUGGGAUGGCUGUGGCCCCCAGGGAUUAGGGGCCCAAGAACGCCAUAUUCCAAUCCCAACUCCCUGGAUCAAAACUGACAAUCGGAUCCCCAUCAGAUCUGAUCGGAUGAAUAUGGAGAGCACGUUUUUCGUAGAGGGGGUCUACCCAGACUUUACUCUGCUGGAGGAGGUGCUUUUACCCCCCUGUCUGGAAGCGAAUUCCUGCUCGGAAACUCAUCAGAUAAGUGAGUGGACGAGAACAGGUGCGGAGCCGCAGUACGUAGAAUCACCACAAGGUGUCGCUGUUGGAAACGGCCCGCCAAGCGCAUCGAAUUGCGAAGCCAGAGAUCUACCAGCAGGGGGCGUAGGAUCUAAACGAGCGAAGCAAUACCGAGCUGCGGUCACCAGGGGGAGCAGGAAGAAGCGUAAGAACAGGUGCAGUGAAUCUAAAGCCCCGAUCAGGUGUCCCUCACGUAGACAAGUCAGCAGGUCCCAGAAGCAAAGGGAAAAAAUGGAAUAUUUGAUACAAACACCCCCAGAACCUAAUAUUCUAUACCUCAUGCAAGAAAGUGCAAAGUUUCUUCCUGAGUUGGAAAACCGAGUGUGUGACCCGUCCUGCUCAGAAGAGCCUCGUGGUGUGUAUGGAGGACUCUAUGUCCCUUCUAGAAAGCCUCCGGGCUCCACCUUGCUCAGCACAAAUCAUUCCUCACUAAAUUACAAUGCCAUGGAACUGUUAAACCUCAUCAGUACCAAGUGUUCUGGUUUGCAUAAAUUAGAUGGAGACCAAGAAAUGGUAAAGGAAGACACAAGAGUAGGAGUAGGCGAGGCGAAGAACCUUGUUGGAGGAAUGGUGAAGGCAAAGGAAAAUGGUUCUCCUACUGCGGAGAAAGAACAUAUUGCCAUUGAGACUCAGAAAGAUGAAGAAAGAGUUCCGGAAAGGCAAGAUCCUUCCUUGAAAAGCAUAGCUACAGAACAGUCUGUACCCAAUGCAGCAGUCCCUUGUACUUCAGGUAAAGUACUCAUGAAUGCAGGAGAUGAACAGAGAGAGGACAAGUCUCUGGAAGGGGUGAGCGCCCUUAUAAAGGCUUCUUUAGAUCAAGAGCUGUGUAGGAGGAAGACCCCAAGGAAACAGAGGACUCCAUCCAAAAGUAUGCAAAAGCUUGACCCCUCGUUCCAAGGAAUCGAAUUUCAGAUGCACUUGAGUUUAGAGAAGGAGAGUUGUGGGGAUUAUCGGCUCAUAGCGACAUCGCUUUACAGCAAGAGGAAGACUCGCCAUGGGAGCAUAAAAUCCAAACGCAGGUUAAACUCCAUCUCAUUGUCGAGCAGCUCUGAAGAUGAUCAGCCUUCUGUACUGACAAAACAGAGCAAACGAUGUGCAUCUUGCAAAACCCAGAAGACCCCUCUCUGGAGAGAUGCUGAGGAUGGGACACCUCUUUGUAACGCAUGUGGGAUCCGGUAUAAGAAAUAUGGGGUGAGAUGUUCCGACUGCUGGACCAUCCCUAAGAAAGAUGGCAAGACCUACUCCAGAUACUGCGGUUGUGGGGGGACCUUCCGAGCCCCAGUUUAAGAAACCACAUUACACACUGGUGUUGCAUAGAUUUAUGAACUGAAGUUAGCGGCCAUUGUUCCCUGUUUUGUGCCAUGUGCUUAAUCAAAUCCCAUGACACGGUUUACGUUGUAAGACCAAAGGAAAGUUUGGUUGAAACAUAAUAAAAUAUUUAUAUUGUUGUA